AUGUUGACAUGUGAUCACCCUGUCCCGCCGGAUCGGUAUGACCAGAGGGUGGAGGAGCAUUUACGGUCUACUGAUUUUUACCAUGUCGCCCAGAUUGGGGUUGUUCAAUGUCAAAAAGCACUGGUAAACGCUUUAGUGGAAAGGUGGCACCCGGAGACACAUACUUUUCACCUUCCGGUUGGUGAAUGUGCCGUGACACUGGAAGACGUGGCUAUGAUAUUCGGUCUUCCAACCGACGGUCUUCCAGUUACAGGGAUGACUUUGAGUAGUUUCGAAACCUUAGAGGCGGAGUGUCUAAACCAAUUUGGGGUCGCACCGUUAAAGUCGCAGUGUCGAGGAAGCGGCAUAAGACUUACGUGGCUACGGGAUUUAAAAGAACGAUUAUAUUUGAGUGAUGAAAACAGUAUACAGGUGUACGUCAAGUGCCACAUCAUGUUGUUGAUUGGUACGAUCUUAUUUGGAGACAAGACUGGGGCAUCUGUGCAUUGGAAGUUUCUACCUCUGCUCAGUGAUUUUUCUAGUAUUGGACAGUACAGCUGGGGAUCAGCAUGCCUGGCACACCUAUACAGGAGUUUAUACAGGGCAUCACGUUAUGACUGUAAGGAAAUAGAUGGACCGCUAACACUUCUACUUUGUUGGGCUUGGAUGCGGCUACCGUAUCUAUCGCUGGUUCCUAGGGAACCCCACAGUUUCCCGCUUGCAAACAGGUGGCGAAACUGGGAGCAUAGAGACCGAGUCUAUAGAUAUCUUAGGCUUGCUCAUUUUAGGAAGGCCUUUGAUUAUCUUGAGGAAGGCCAGUUUUUGUGGACUGUAUAUUCUGUUGAUCGUGUUGAUCCGGACAUAAUUCCCGCUGACAUGUACAUGCACGCGGUUUAG
Arachis duranensis is the source of this 876-nucleotide messenger RNA. Its product is annotated as serine/threonine-protein phosphatase 7 long form homolog. Bases 1 to 876 code for a protein of 291 amino acids. The transcript is spliced from 4 exons. NCBI's taxonomy places the organism in Eukaryota, Viridiplantae, Streptophyta, Magnoliopsida, Fabales, Fabaceae. Gene Ontology annotation, biological process: meristem maintenance; meristem development. The record is from RefSeq and is a predicted model, not a curated record.